CUCGUUUUUCGACAAAGCCCCGUUUUCUUUCGCACGGUCCGGUGGUGCUGCGUGAUCUCUCUCGAAUUUUCCGUGAUUUCUGUGCGAUUUUCCAAUCGGUGAAUAUAAAUUAAAAUGGCAGCCAUCAGUCUGUUGAACCCGAAAGCCGAAUUCGCCCGUGCCGCCCAGGCAUUGGCCGUCAAUAUUGGCGCUGCCAAGGGCAUUCAGGAUGUGAUGAAGACCAACCUCGGCCCGAAAGGAACCAUGAAAAUGUUGGUCUCCGGUGCCGGCGAAAUCAAAAUCACCAAGGAUGGCAACGUUUUGCUUCACGAGAUGCAGAUUCAGCACCCGACGGCUUCGUUGAUUGCCCGUGCCAGUACGGCACAGGACGACAUGACCGGCGAUGGAACCACUUCCACCGUGCUGCUCAUUGGAGAGCUGCUGAAGCAGGCGGAUCUGUACAUUUCCGACGGAUUGCACCCACGUAUUCUGGCCGAAGGUUACGAUCAAGCUCGCCAGCAGGCACUGCAGAUUUUGGACCAGAUGUCCCAUCCAAUCGAGAUCAACCGGGAGGGUUUGUUGAGCAUUGCCCGUACUUCGCUGAGGACGAAGGUUCACCCACAGCUGGCGGAACUGUUGACCGAUGUUUGCGUCGAUGCGGUGCUGGCUAUCCGGACCGAUGGUAAACCGGUGGAUCUGCACAUGGUCGAAAUGAUGGAAAUGCAGCACAAGUCCGCUACCGAUACCCAGCUAGUUAAGGGUAUUGUGAUGGAUCACGGUUCGCGUCAUCCGGAUAUGCCGAAACGUCUGGAGAAUGCCUUCAUUCUGACGUGCAACGUGUCGAUGGAGUACGAAAAGAGCGAAGUCAAUUCGGGAUUCUUCUACAAGACUGCCGAAGAGCGUGAGAAAUUCGUCCUGGCGGAACGUGAGUUCAUCGAGGAACGUGUCAAGAAGGUUAUCGAGUUGAAACGCAAGGUUUGCGAAGGAACCGACAAGACCUUUGUCGUCAUCAACCAGAAGGGCAUUGAUCCAAUGUCGCUGGAUAUGCUGGCCAAGGAAGGAAUCAUGGCACUCCGUCGUGCCAAGCGUCGUAACAUGGAACGUCUGGCUUUGGCUUGCGGUGGAUUCGCCAUGAACUCGUUCGAUAACAUGGAUGAAUCGAAUCUAGGAUUCGCCGGGUUGGUCUACGAGCAUGUCCUUGGUGAGAACAAGUUCACCUUUGUCGAGGAAUGCAAAAACCCGCUCUCCGUGACGAUCUUGAUGAAGGGCCCGAACAAGUACACUCUGACCCAGAUCAAGGAUGCCGUCCGAGAUGGUUUGCGUUCGAUCAACAACGCCAUCGAUGACAAGAAGGUGGUCCCGGGAGCCGGUGCUUUCGAGAUCCGCUGUCACAACAAGCUGAAGGACCAUGCGAAGGACGUGAAAGGCAAGGUUCGUCUGGCCAUCCAGGCUUAUGCCGAUGCUCUGCUCGUAAUUCCCAAGGUUCUCGCUACCAACAGUGGCUACGAUGCACAGGACACCAUCGUUCGUCUGCAGGAGGAAAGCCGUCUGAGUGAAGAUCCGAUUGGGCUGGACCUGUCGACCGGAGAACCGAUGAAACCCAUUGACCUUGGUGUGUUCGAUAAUUACAUAGUAAAGAAGCAGAUCCUGAACUCCUGUACCGUCAUUGCAAGCAACCUGCUGCUGGUGGACGAGAUUAUGCGUGCCGGUAUGAGCAGUCUCAAGGGUUAAGGGAUGUGGCUCCAGUCGCUCCUUAUAACGUACGUUUAUUUCAUACCGUUUAUGGCACGGUGUUUUCGUCUACUCGUAACAUCUAGUUUAGCGCACUAAGCACGCUCGAGUUCUACUUGUCCUUACACAUUAACCAUUUAUUAAUCAUUUUUCACACCUACCAGGGAACGAACAAUAAAGCUUUCACAUGUUUAAUCGCUUGAAAA
Messenger RNA from Ochlerotatus camptorhynchus, 1916 nucleotides. It is a transcript of the gene CCT6, whose product is annotated as chaperonin containing TCP1 subunit 6. Gene Ontology annotation, biological process: protein folding. The coding region runs from base 115 to 1710 and encodes 531 amino acids. The record is from RefSeq and is a predicted model, not a curated record. Gene Ontology annotation, cellular component: chaperonin-containing T-complex. Gene Ontology annotation, molecular function: ATP hydrolysis activity; ATP binding; ATP-dependent protein folding chaperone. The transcript is spliced from 2 exons. NCBI's taxonomy places the organism in Eukaryota, Metazoa, Arthropoda, Insecta, Diptera, Culicidae.